GGUUGAAUCAGCUUCGCAACCCAGGGUGUCGGCGUUAGCAUGAAUAUAUGAUAGGCCGAUAGGUUUUAUGGUCUGUGCUAUUCCAUAGAUUGGUUCGCACCGUUUUUUAGUCUGUUCAUGGGAGGUCAACUUUCCCCCCUCUAUCGGUAAGGCCGUCCUUCAAACGCCCAUCUCCUUCUAUAAUGCGGGCGCCAGCCUUUCCAGUCGGCCAGGAAUGAGACAAGCGAACUUUCCUCCCAAUUCUGUGUCGACAAAUAUCCUACAUGCUACGUCAAUGAUUGUUGUCAAGUGUCUAUAUCCGCUUUAAUCAUGGCGUCCAGUACAUCAGUAGCGGCGACUACAGCGAGCGUUGUCAAUACCUAUACGAUAACAACAUUAGCUAUGUCAACGGUGUAUACGCCACCAGCCGGCUGUUCCAACUCUUUCACUUAUGAAGAUCAACUUGCAAACAACGUGAAAAACGGCCUCCUAAUCCAAAAUGAUGCAGCUCCUAUGGCUUCUUGUUUUCCAUCGGGAUUCACCCAUACGGGGAGAAUCAUCGAGACAGAUCUCGUCUAUAGCCCGGGAUGGUGUCCAGUCGGAUACACGUCGGCUAAUAUGAUUAUCUCCCAGGCUAUUACUACUGCAAUAUGCUGCUAUUCGAGCUUCACCUACUACACUGAGCUAGUCUACCAGGCAGACGGAUCCUGGACAUAUGCCGGCUGUCUUAGCAAUUUACCCUCAUCCAGUUCCAUCAUAGUCACAGACCGUGAAAGCGAUAUAAGCACACAGAUCACUGGGCCAGUAACCAUGUGGGCGCAGCCGAUAAAAAUCGAACUCCAGGCUUCAGAUUCGAGUCUCUUCGUUUCCGCAUCGACAAUAUCUACGACCACUGCCGCAGUCAACACCACGAUCGCUGAUCCCGCUUCAUCUAACACUGCAACAACCUCUGCGCCCGCAACAAGUUCUGUUGCCUCCUCUGGAAGCGACAAUGGGAUAUCCAGCGGCGCUGCAAUUGGCGUUGGUAUCGGUGCAGGUGUCGCUGCCGCGCUUAUCCUUGCCGGUGUCUGUUAUUUGAUCCUAUGGCAUCGGAGAGCACGGAAAUCACCCAUUGUCAGUGGUCAGUAUCCAUAUUACUAUGGCGGUGAAGCUGUAGGUGGGAAAGUGAUCGCUCAUAUGGUCCCGUCUGAAUUGGCCGGGUCGUCUAAUGGCAGGACUAGCGACAAUGCUCAUGAACUUUAUGCUUAGAUGCUGAUGAAUCGGGAAAGACCUAAUAUGCCAUCUUAUUCAUUGGGCGCAAUACUGAUGUAUAUCUUGCUAAGAUUUCCAGUAUAUAUACUAUAUUCCUAAACGUGUCAUCUUUAAUGUUAUAGGCUAGCUAUAGAUACAACUACAUCAUGAAUCGACAGGCUUGUGCUAACACGCCGGAUUGGAGAGGGACCUGCAAUUGGAAAAC
Molecule: messenger RNA, 1435 nt
Organism: Aspergillus ibericus CBS 121593
Lineage: Eukaryota; Fungi; Ascomycota; Eurotiomycetes; Eurotiales; Aspergillaceae
Exons: 2
Coding region: 310-1227 (305 amino acids)
Source: RefSeq, a predicted model, not a curated record